This is a messenger RNA of Odontomachus brunneus, 1530 nucleotides long. RefSeq lists its product as uncharacterized. NCBI's taxonomy places the organism in Eukaryota, Metazoa, Arthropoda, Insecta, Hymenoptera, Formicidae. The record is from RefSeq and is a predicted model, not a curated record. Bases 1 to 1530 code for a protein of 509 amino acids. The transcript is spliced from 5 exons.
AUGCCUAUGCAGCUGUUGGCGUUACCGAAAGCUUUCGGGCUGAAGGAUUCCGUCGCCAAAGGUGAGAUUGGGAUAAUCCCGCUCGGCGGUUAUAGAGGUGUCAACGCGCAAUCGCGUAAAGCGCUGCAAUGGUUAUUACUGAAGGAGCGUGAGCUCGGACGCGCGAUAAUUCACGCGGCGAGAGGUCGGGAACAGCGUUUAUUGGAAGGCCCGCUCGUCAACGGAUAUUAUGAGACGGAGAAUCUCCGGCAGCGUCACGUGCUGCAAUUUCAUGGCUGUUUUUGGCACGGAUGUCCCAAGUGUUUCCGCGUGAACCGCAACAGACCGCUCUCAACCGUGUCCUGCGAGGAUACAAUCGAAGCACGUUACGAGCGCACACUCGCGAUGACGUGUCGUUUUAAAAAACGGGGACGGGAGCUUUUCCGCUGUCAUCCGGACAUUUACGUGGGUGAGGAGCGUUGCGCCUUGAUCGGAGCAGGCCCCGAUUUUAACUUUGACGCCGUAGAAGGCCUCAUACGUUGCAGGGUGCUCGCGCCGCGUGAUCUCUUCCAUCCAAUACUCCCUUAUCGUGUUAAUGGAAAAUUGCUAUUCGCGCUUUGUCGCAGCUGCUGCAAGACAUUUUCUCAGACCGCGUGUACGCACGAUGACCCUGUCGAUCGCGAAUUUGAAGGCGCGUGGGUGUCUUGCGAGUUACGCAAAGCUAUUGAAAAAAGUUAUCGCGUCACGAGUGUGAGCGAAAUAUGGAGCUACAAAAUUACGCGAUACGAUCCGGUUACGCGAUGGGGAGGAUUGUUCGCCGAGUAUAUCAACUGUUUUCUGCAGUUGAAACAAGAGGCCAGCGGAUGGCCAAACGAAUGCGCGAAUGACGAAGGCGGCAAGGAACGGUAUCUGCGCGAAUACGAGAAAAUCGAGGGUAUUGUUCUCAAUAGGUCGAAUAUCUCCCCGAAUCCAGGCUUGCGCUCGGUCGCGAAGCUCUGUCUCAACUCUUUCUGGGGUAAAUUCGGCCAACAGUCCAGUACCGAGAUCGUUAGAACGUGGGAGAGUUUUACGGCUCUGCUCACGAGCUCGGAGCACGAAAUAACAGAUGUAUUGCCCGUAAACGACGAAGUGAUAUAUGUUUCAUGGAGAAGCCGUCACACCUUCUCCGCUGACCAGCGUCGCGAUAGCCGCUUACACCACGGCGUUAGCCCGAUUAAAGCUAUCACCAAUGAUCCCGACGAGUACAAGCCGCGUACGGGAAAUUUUUUGGGCGACAUGACGGACGAACUCGAGAGUCACGGCCCCAGUAGCUACCAGUACAUCGAGACUUCCAUUAAGUCAUUGUUAUUAGCCGACGAAAAGUUAAAGAGGGGGGAAGAGACGGGCGAGGAUAAAACCGUGAUAAAACUGCGAUUUAGCGCGAUUCGGCGUACCGUAUUUCACGACAUCGUCACAAGAGACGAGACAAAGUCCUGCAUACCUGUAUUACUAAAACGUAUUUUUAACGACAACGGAUACUCCGCACCGUACGGUUACGUUUCCAGCGAAUAG